Messenger RNA from Hippoglossus stenolepis (Pacific halibut), 1453 nucleotides. RefSeq names its product protocadherin beta-1-like. Gene Ontology annotation, biological process: homophilic cell-cell adhesion. The transcript has a single exon. Gene Ontology annotation, molecular function: calcium ion binding. Gene Ontology annotation, cellular component: plasma membrane. The record is from RefSeq and is a predicted model, not a curated record. Bases 1 to 1302 code for a protein of 433 amino acids. NCBI's taxonomy places the organism in Eukaryota, Metazoa, Chordata, Actinopteri, Pleuronectiformes, Pleuronectidae.
AUGAGACGGCAAGUACUGUGGUUUUUCUCGGUCCUGUGUCUCAGCUCAGUGCUCGGCCAGGUCAGCUACUCUAUCCCCGAGGAAAUGGCCAAAGGCUCCUUGGUCGGUAACAUAGCUCAGGAUUUAGGUUUGGAUGUUAAACGACUGCAAGCGCGUAGAGCUCGUAUUCACACAGGGGACAGUACAGAGUACAUUCAGCUUAACAAGGAAAAAGGACUCCUCGUUGUCAAAGAGAGAAUCGACCGCGAAGCUCUGUGUGGCCAGACAACGCCUUGCGCUUUGCAUUUUCAGAUUGCCUUAGAAAGCCCAAUAGAAAUAUUCCCGGUUACUGUCGAAAUCACAGACAUUAACGACAAUGCUCCAGUUUUCCAAAAGGACGAGAAAAACAUUGAAAUCAGCGAGUCGGCAGUCAUCGGCUCUAAAUUUAUGUUAGAAAAAGCAAUAGACCUCGAUAUAGGACGGAAUGGUCUUCAGAGCUACACACUGAAGCCCAAUGAUAAUUUUAUACUUAAAUUACACGGUCAGUCUGACGGUGUGAAGAAGGUUGAAAUGAUUUUACAGAAGCCUCUGGAUAGAGAGAAAAAGGAGUUUGCCUCCUUAUUGUUGACGGCUGUAGAUGGCGGAGAGCCGCAGAAGUCUGGCACUAUGCAGAUUCAUAUAACUGUGUUAGACGCUAAUGACAACGCUCCUGUGUUUACACAAACAAUAUACAAAGCAAGUGUGAAAGAAAAUGCUCUCAAGGGAACCAUCAUCACCAAAGUGAGUGCCUCCGAUGCGGACAAAGGCUCGAAUGGGGAGGUUAGCUACGUAAUCGGUAAUGGUGUGAUAGGAUCUUUAGAUUUAUUCCACAUUACCGAAGACGGUCAGCUCAUUUUAAAUGGGCCGAUUGAUUUUGAAAAGGCGAGAAAUUAUGAAAUAGAUAUUGAGGCAGUUGACCGAGGGGGUCUGUCUGAUUCAAGCAAAGUGAGCAUUGAUGUGGGUGAUAUUAAUGACAAUAGUCCUGUUAUAAAUAUGAUCUCAUCAUCAAAUUCAGUUGGAGAAGAUUCACGUUCACACACCGUGGUAGCUGUAAUGAGCGUAAAUGAUCCUGAUUCUGAAGAAAACGGGAAAGUCCGGUGUGUGAUUAACAAAAAUAUACCAUUUGCUCUUACAGCUACAUCUAGUAAUCUAUACAGUAUUGUGACAGACAGUGAUUUAGACCGAGAGACAGCAUCUGAGCAUAAUAUCACAGUGAGCUGCUCUGAUGAGGAGUGCCCUCCCUCUCCAGCAGCGUCACUCUCACCUUACAGAUCUCUGACGUGAAUGACAACGCGCCUGUCUUUGAGAGGAGCUCAUAUGAGGCCUACAUUGUAGAAAACAACACACCAGGUCUCUCUGUAUUCACAGUGAAAGCCAGAGACGCUGACUGGAACCAGAAUGCCCGUGUUUCUUACAUACUGGAGGACUCCUCUGU